Messenger RNA from Malania oleifera, 1755 nucleotides. Its product is annotated as alpha-galactosidase 3. The transcript has 15 exons. The record is from RefSeq and is a predicted model, not a curated record. The coding region runs from base 91 to 1449 and encodes 452 amino acids. Lineage: Eukaryota; Viridiplantae; Streptophyta; Magnoliopsida; Santalales; Ximeniaceae. Gene Ontology annotation, biological process: carbohydrate metabolic process. Gene Ontology annotation, molecular function: hydrolase activity, hydrolyzing O-glycosyl compounds.
AUGGCAAGUCAUGUUGUAUUCUCUCAUUUCCUUUUUAGUUUUUAUUACGUAAAGUUUUGAAGUAAGUCAUAGUCAUGCCUGAAAGGAUUAAUGGAUAAAGCUGGUUUUGAUUUUGCAUUUAAUCCUUUUGACUGUUCAGCAGAAGCGCCGAGAGACGGAGAGAGUGAGAGAGAGAAGCACGCAAGAACAAUGGCGAAGGCGAAGGCGAAGGCGAAGAGCAUGCUGUUUACAUGUAUUUUGAUUCUAGCUCCUUUACUGAUUGUCGCAGCACCAUCGGUGGUAUCAUCAAGCAACAUUUUUGAUACUUCCAAGUAUGGUUUGCUCCAACUCGACAACGGCUUGGGUCUAACUCCUCAGAUGGGAUGGAAUAGCUGGAAUUUCUUCGCUUGCAACAUCAAUGAAACAGUUAUUAAGGAAACUGCUGAUGCACUUAUCACAACCGGUUUGGCCAAUUUAGGUUAUGUUUAUGUCAACAUAGAUGAUUGCUGGUCAUCUCACACUCGAGAUUCAAAGGGUCAAUUGGUCCCUGAUCCUAAAACGUUUCCAUUGGGAAUUAAAGCUCUUGCUGAUUAUAUACAUGGGAAGGGCCUCAAGCUUGGUAUUUAUUCUGAUGCUGGGAUCUUUACGUGUCAAGUUCGACCUGGGUCGCUUUAUCAUGAAUCUGAUGAUGCAGAGUUCUUUGCUUCUUGGGGUGUGGAUUACUUGAAGUAUGACAACUGUUAUAAUCUGGGCAUCAAACCAAAGCAACGAUAUCCUCCAAUGCGUAAAGCUCUUAAUGCUACUGGGCGUUCAAUUUUCUAUUCAAUUUGUGAAUGGGGUAUAGAUGACCCUGCCCUAUGGGCAGGUCAGGUUGGUAAUAGUUGGCGAACAACGGAUGAUAUCAAUGAUUCAUGGGCCAGCAUGACCACUAUUGCUGAUCUGAAUGACAAAUGGGCGGCCUAUGCAGGACCAGGUGGAUGGAAUGAUCCCGAUAUGCUGGAAGUUGGUAAUGGGGGCAUGACUUACCAGGAGUAUCAUGCACAUUUUAGCAUUUGGGCUUUGAUGAAGGCUCCUCUUUUGAUUGGUUGUGAUGUGAGAAACGUGACUGCAGAAACUAUGGAGAUUUUAAGCAAUAAGGAGGUUAUUGCUGUAAAUCAAGAUCCUCUUGGGGUCCAGGGAAGGAAAGUUCAUGUUUCAGGAAAAGAUGACUGCCGCCAGGUUUGGGCGGGUCCUUUAUCUGGUCAUCGUUUAGCUGUUGCUCUCUGGAAUAGAUGUUCAAAAGCUGUGACCAUUACUGCUGGAUGGGAAUCACUUGGCCUUGAAUCCACAAUGAGUGUCUCUGUUAGAGAUCUGUGGAAGCAUAAAGAUGUUUCUGAAGAUGUAACCGCAUCAUUUAGUGCCCAAGUCGAUUCCCAUGCUUGCGAGAUGUAUAUUUUCACGCUGCAGAUUACAUUCCACUCUGAGAUUUAGUUUGUACUAUGUCUGGGCUCAGAAGCGGAUGGGAUGGCGCUAUAUAUACACUCAGUUGGAAUCCCUUCAACAGCGGGUUCAGCUCCAUAUUUGGUAAAAAGAGAAGAAGAGCGCAACAUGUGUUAUUUUGAUGUGCUGGGUGCUGUUAUAUAGUGUCUAUAUUGUGGUUCUCUGAAUUACCUUUUUUUUUUUUGGGGUAAUAUUUGUUACUGAACGGCAAUUUGUGCUCGACAGCCUUUUAUUUAAUAAAGUCACCUAGCAUGGUAAAUCCUGAUGAAAAAAAAAAAUAUUAGAGCUUUUGAAGUA